This is a messenger RNA of Ictidomys tridecemlineatus (thirteen-lined ground squirrel), 2570 nucleotides long. RefSeq lists its product as uncharacterized. Gene Ontology annotation, cellular component: nucleoplasm. NCBI's taxonomy places the organism in Eukaryota, Metazoa, Chordata, Mammalia, Rodentia, Sciuridae. The record is from RefSeq and is a predicted model, not a curated record. Gene Ontology annotation, biological process: regulation of cytokine production; regulation of immune system process; negative regulation of transcription by RNA polymerase II. Gene Ontology annotation, molecular function: RNA polymerase II cis-regulatory region sequence-specific DNA binding; DNA-binding transcription repressor activity, RNA polymerase II-specific.
UGGGUCCGGGGUCCCUCUCGGCAGAAGGCCGCGGCGGGCGUGGCCUGCUCGGUACUGUGCAGCUGCCUCCAGCCUCUCUGCCCCUUCCCGGCGUCGCGGCCGGCGCAGGGACUUCCGGGUGUGGAGGCGUGGGGCAGGUCCUUACUCCACAGAAUCAAGAAGAAUGGAGGAGAAGAAUGAAGGGAGAAGGAAGAACUCCUAGAGUGUUACCAUUUCUAAGGAACCUUAAACUGGAUGCCAAGGUUUCUGAACAUAAUGACUCCAGGGCUGUAGUAGAAGACAUAUAAAACUUAGAAUCCUGUUAUCCAUCAUUUCCUGGGUAUAGAGGAAAAUGAUUGAGCCUCAGGAAUUGGUGACAUUGGAGGAUGUGAUUGUGAAUUUCACCUUGGAGGAGUGGCAGCUCCUGGAUCCUUCUCAGAAGAAUCUGUACCAGGAUGUGAUGUUGGAAAAUUAUAAUAAUCUGGUCUCAGUAGGGUUUCAAAAUAUCAAAUCACAUGCAUUCUCCAAUUUGGAGCAAGGAGAAGAACUGUGGAUGAUAGAAGAUGAAGUCCCGAAUGGACCCUGUUCAGAAAUCGGGAAAGUUGAUGGCCACCUGCAGGAGUACUCUCAAAACCAAAGAUUCCUGAAGAGUAUGCAUCAAUGCAGUGAUCAGAAUGCAUUUAAAAAUAUCACUCAUUUCAGCAAAACACAUUUUAUUCUACUGCAAAAUCAUGAUACAACUUUGAAAUUAAGAUUAGGUUUAGUUAACCAGAAGAGAAGACAUGAAAUAAAUAACCCUGUUGGUUUUAAUGAAGGUGAGAAAAUCUACUUACACGAUAAAGAUGAACAUACAUUUACUGAAAUGAAACUCACUGAAAGUACAAAAUGCACAGGUAUUAAAUGUCAAGCAUUCAAACAUCAGAAGACUCAAAAAAUUGAGAAACCCCUUGCAUACACUGAAGGUGAGAAAACCUUCACCAGAAAGUCUCUGCUCCCUUAUCAUGGGAGCAUUCAUACAGGAGAGAAACCUGGGAGUGGUCAAGGUGAGAAAUCGUCCAGAAGUGUCCUAACCACUAAGCAUCAGAGGACUCAUGGAGGAGACCUUCCCUGUGUACUCAGAGAGUCCAGGAAGGGUCCUGCUGUGAAGAGCAGCCUCACUAUCAGUGGGCAGUCCCAGACAGGAGAGAAAUCCUAUCUGUGCAGUGAGUGUGGAAAGGGCUUUACAAUGAAGCGCUAUCUAAUUGCUCAUCAGCGAACUCACAGUGGAGAGAAACCUUUUGUAUGCAGUGAAUGUGGAAAAGGCUUCACUGUGAAGAGCAAUCUCAUCGUCCACCAGCGAACUCACACAGGGGAGAAACCCUAUGUAUGCAGUGAAUGUGGAAAAGGCUUCAUCAUGAGGCGCUAUCUAGUUGUGCAUCAGCGAACUCACACUGGAGAGAAACCCUAUGUUUGUAAUGAAUGUGGAAAAGGCUUUACUGUGAAGAGCAAUCUCAUUGUGCAUCAGAGAUCUCAUACAGGGGAAAAAUCCUACAUAUGCAGUGAGUGUGGAAAAGGCUUCACUGUGAAACGCACUCUCAUCAUACAUCAGCGGACUCACACAGGAGAAAAAUCCUAUAUAUGCAGUGAGUGUGGAAAAGCCUUCACCACCAAGCGCACUCUUGUUAUACACCAGCGAACUCAUACAGGAGAGAAACCCUACGAAUGCAAUGAAUGUGGUAAAGCCUUCAGCCAGAAGAUAUGCCUCAUACAACAUGAGAGAUGUCACACAGGAAAGACUCCCUUUGUAUGUACUGAGUGUGGGAAAUCCUAUUCACACAAAUAUGGCCUCAUUACCCAUCAGCGAAUUCACACAGGAGAGAAGCCCUAUCAGUGCAGUGAAUGUGGGAAAGCCUUCACUACAAAGUCGGUGCUCAAUGUACACCGAAGAACUCAUACUGGAGAGAGGCCCUACGGAUGCAGUGAUUGUGAGAAAGCCUUCUCCCACUUGUCGAACCUUGUUAAACACAAGAAAAUGCACACCAGAGAAACGGAUCGAUUCAUUCAAGUUGAAAAUUCUUUUAAUAGAGAGUCACAGCACAUCACUUAGGAGUGAACUCAUGCAUCCCCAAAACACUGUGCAGGGUGGAAAUGCCUUCUGGGGCAACUCAGACUUCACCAAAUAUCCGUAUCUCUGGCAGAUUGGAAUGUAAUCACGGCACAGCCAACUGGAUGCCCUCAGAAGGAUCUUCCCAGGAGAUAUGCCUAAUUGCAGUAAAUAUGAUAGUGCCUUUGGUGAUCCUUUACCUCUCAUUUUCUAUCAAUGAAAACAGAUAAACUCAGAUAUACUCAGUGUGGAGAUCCCCUGUGCAAAAUCUCUAGCUCAUAAUCUGGAAAGUCUAUAACUAGAUAAAUUCUGUGAAUGUAGAGACUAAGAAAGUCAUCUUUGGAAAGACUUUAUUUUCAGGGCUCUUCAUGAAUUAUUGGCUUAUUAGUUGGCAGAAAUAACAGUGACCAUAGCAAAGCCUUUACCCAGAAAUAAGACCUCAAUUAGUGUCAAGUGUUUACACUGGAGAAUAUCUUUAUGGUAAUAAAUACAACAAGAUUUAGUAACA